Messenger RNA from Myotis brandtii (Brandt's bat), 2999 nucleotides. It is a transcript of the gene KLHL31, whose product is annotated as kelch-like family member 31. Gene Ontology annotation, cellular component: nucleus; cytoplasm. NCBI's taxonomy places the organism in Eukaryota, Metazoa, Chordata, Mammalia, Chiroptera, Vespertilionidae. Gene Ontology annotation, molecular function: protein binding. Gene Ontology annotation, biological process: negative regulation of protein phosphorylation. The coding region runs from base 8 to 1756 and encodes 582 amino acids. The record is from RefSeq and is a predicted model, not a curated record. The transcript has 5 exons.
UAUUAAGAUGGAAGUCAGGAUCUUUUGGAGUCUAACCCAGAAGUCUCAUCCCCUCAACUUUGAGAUUGCUUCCCAAGAGGAGUCUGCUGCUGACACUUCAUCAUCACAAGUCGGGGACGCCACUCAACACAGGAGGCAAGCUCUUGACUGUGACCGUGUGUUUGCCAACAUGGCCCCCAAAAAGAAGACUGUCAGAAAGAACAAAGGAGAAAUCAAUGAGAUGACCAUAAUUGUGGAAGACAGCCCCCUAAGCAAACUAAAUGCUUUGAAUGGAAUCCUAGAGGGAGGCAAUGGCCUUAGUUGCAUUUCUUCUGAAUUAACAGAUGCUUCUUAUGGCCCCAACCUCCUGGAAGGUUUAAGCAAAAUGCGCCAAGAGAGCUUCCUUUGUGACUUAGUCAUUGGCACCAAAACCAAAUCCUUUGAUGUUCACAAGUCAGUGAUGGCUUCAUGCAGUGAGUACUUUUACAACAUCCUAAAAAAAGACCCAUCUACUCAAAGGGUGGAUCUCAACGAUAUCUCACCGCUGGGCCUGGCCACUGUCAUUGCAUAUGCCUACACCGGAAAGCUGACUCUCUCCUUGUACACAAUAGGAAGCAUUAUUUCUGCUGCUGUUUAUCUUCAGAUCCACACCCUUGUAAAGAUGUGCAGUGAUUUUCUGAUACGAGAGAUGAAUGUUGAGAAUUGUAUGUACAUUGCUAACAUUGCUGAGACGUACUCUCUGAAAACUGCAAAAGCAGCAGCCCAAAAAUUUAUCCGGGAUAACUUCCUUGAAUUUGCAGAGUCAGAUCAGUUUAUGAAACUUACAUUUGAGCAAAUUAACGAACUUCUUAUAGAUGACGACUUACAGUUGCCUUCUGAAAUAGUAGCAUUCCAGACUGCUAUCAAGUGGUUAGAAUUUGACCAAAAGAGAAUGAAAUAUGCUGCAGAUCUUUUGAGCAAUAUUCGCUUUGGUACCAUCUCUGCACAAGACCUGGUCAAUUAUGUUCAGUCUGUACCAAGAAUGAUGCAAGAUGCUGAUUGUCACAAACUUCUUGUGGAUGCUAUGAACUACCACUUACUUCCAUAUCAUCAAAACACAUUGCAGUCGAGGCGCACGAGGAUCCGCGGGGGCUGUCGCGUCCUCAUCACUGUUGGGGGACGCCCAAGCCUUACUGAGAAGUCCCUUAGUAGAGACGUCUUGUAUAGAGACCCUGAAAAUGGAUGGAGCAAGCUCACAGAGAUGCCCGCCAAGAGUUUUAAUCAGUGCGUGGCUGUGAUGGAUGGAUUUCUCUAUGUGGCUGGUGGUGAAGACCAGAAUGAUGCAAGAAAUCAAGCCAAACAUGCAGUCAGCAAUUUCUGCAGAUACGAUCCCCGCUUCAACUCCUGGAUCCACCUGGCCAGCAUGACCCAGAAGCGCACGCACUUCAGCCUGAGCGUGUUCAACGGGCUCCUUUACGCAGUGGGCGGCCGCAACGUAGAGGGCAGCCUGGCCUCCGUGGAGUGCUACGUGCCCUCCACCAACCAGUGGCAGCCGAAGGCGCCCCUGGAGUCCUCCGCGCUGCUCGGCCGCGCCUACCUGGUGGGCGGCUGGAACGAGGGCCAGAAGAAGUACAAGAAGUGCAUCCAGUGCUUCCACCCCGAGCUCAACGAGUGGACGGAGGACGACGAGCUGCCCGAGGCCACCGUGGGCGUGUCCUGCUGCACCCUCUCGAUGCCCAACCACGUGACCCGGGAAUCCCGAGCCAGCUCGGUGUCCUCCGUGCCAGUCAGUAUCUGACGCCGGGUAGAUGCGGAGGCGCGGCAAGAACAACUCUUUAUUCGUGGUUAACCUUUGAGUUAGCGCAAAGGAAAAUAUGUAACAUUUACUGCAACGAUCGUAUUUUAAGAUAUAUCGAGGCAUACGUCUUGAUGGUUUUAAUUCCUGGUAUGACAUGAUCUACCUCCUUUUUUUUUUUCUUCUUUAAAGCAAAAUUCUGGGCCAUUGCCAACAAAGAAAAAUAGAAUUUACUUCAGCGGCCACUAGGGGGCAGACAGAGUCGUUGUAGGCACUCUUCCCCGCGGCAUGUUUCCCAAACGUAUAGCGGUUACACCCACAUUUGAGAAGUUCCCUCUUUGCUUAAGUACUUAAUACUUAUGAUGACACUUAUGUGAGUAAGUGACUUCAUGUACAAGUUUAUUUCCCCCUCUCUUUCUUUAGGAAGCUGAAAAUAGUCAUUGGUAGGUUUUAUUGUAAAAUGGAACUCCAUAAAGACUUAAGAUUUAAUUCCAUAUUUCAGUGCAGUGUCUUUUCCUGUCCAUGACUGAGUGAAGGAUGUUGAAAGGCAUCCCAUGACAACGUCCUAAAGCUUAUAGCGAAGUCUGACUGGAAAGUAAGGGGAUUCCACCCCGGGGCUGUCAAGGUGAUGCCUUUGGUUUAUCCCUGAGCCCCUUCUUCCUGCAUGCCUCAAGCCCCAGUGUAUUUCCACCAUACAAGUCUGCUCUGGAAGAAGGAACUAAUGCUAGUCAUUUAGUUUCUAGCGUAAAUUUGAAUCACUUGUCCUUUCGCCUAGAAGUAUUUGCACUUUAAGCCGUGCUCCCUAUUAAAGGAAUUGCAAGUAUCUUGGGAGCCUUACUCUCACCCUAAAACCUAUACCAAGAUGACUAAAUGCAACCUUGACCCUAAUGUAUGUUCCAGGAAGAACACCAAAUAAAACUAUGUCCUUAAGAAUCAUUAACUUCAAGUUUAUAUAGCCUGAAGGUUAUAUAAGCCAAUAACAAUAAUUUGAUUUCACUCACUCUUUUACAUAGAUGAAAAUGGAAACAUCUGGAAUUCUUGGAUUUAGCCAUAACAGGAGGAGUGGGUUGUCCUGUUGGUAAAUGCCAUUGUUUCUCAUUAAUGCCAUUGUUUCUGAUUUUUUAAUUAAAAAUAUAAUACAUUCAUUUCACAUGGAAAUAUUAAAAUAACAUAUACCUAUUCUUGUAUAUAUUGUUAACCCCACCUGCUCCAAUUUAGCUUUGCAAAUUAAAGUGUAUCCACUUGA